AUGCAAUCCUGGCUCACAAACACUUAUUAAUGAUACAUUACUUGCAAAUGAGCUGCCUUGUUUGUCCAAGCAACCUCCCUCCCCUUCCUAUAUAUGAGAUGAUGAGACCAGCUGCUGCCUAUAUAUGCAUCUUCAGCUAGCAUCAUUAUUCAGAUAUUACAAACCAAAACAAACACACAUUGCAGCAGCAAGGCAAGCAGAGGCAGCAGCUUGAUGAUCCAUUCUUGCAGCAAUAAUCGACACUCUACCUCCCUCCUUCUGGAUUAAUUUCACCUCUGCCUGCCGAUCAAGUGCUAGCGGCUAAUUACGUAUAUAAUUAUAGGCAUCAGAUCCAAGGAAGAUCACGAGAGAGAGAGAGAGAGAGAGAGAUGGCUCGGCCAUUGUUUCAUCUUGCAUUUGCUGCUUUCUGCUUGCUCAGCAGAUACUUGCUGGCUGAUGCAGCCGUCGUCGAGCACACCUUCCAUGUGGGCAACCUGACGGUGCAGCGGCUGGGGCAGACUCAGGUGAUCACGGCGGUGAACGGCCAGCUCCCCGGCCCAAAGAUCGAGGCUCGCAACGGCGACACCGUGGUGGUGCACGUCGUCAACCUCUCCCCCUACAACAUCACCAUCCACUGGCACGGCAUCCUGCAGCUCCUGUCCAGCUGGGCGGACGGCCCCAACAUGGUGUCGCAGUGCCCCAUCCGCCCCGCCGGCGGCCGCUACACCUACCGCUUCAACGUCACCGGCCAGGAGGGCACGCUCUGGUGGCACGCGCACGUCUCAUUCCUGCGCGCCACCGUCUACGGCGCCCUCCUCCUCCGCCCCGCCCCGGGCGCCCGGUACCCCUUCCCCAUGCCCCACCACGAGGCCACCCUCCUCCUCGGCGAGUGGUGGAACGCCAGCGUCGUCGACGUCGAGAGGCAGGCCCUCCUUGCUGGCGGCGCGCCCAACAACUCCGUCGCGCUAACCAUCAACGGUCUCGUUGGUGGUGACCUAUACAAGGACGACCCCUACCAGCUCACCGUGGAGCGCGGCCAGACCUACCUGCUCCGCAUCAUCAACGCUGCGCUCAACUACCAGCUCUUCUUCAAGGUCGCCGGCCACUCCUUCACCGUCGUCGCGGCCGACGCCUGCUACACCGACCCGUACGACACGGACGUCAUCGUCAUCGCGCCGGGCCAGACGGUGGACGCGCUCAUGCGCGCGGACGCCGAGCCGGGCCGCUACUACAUGGCCGCCCAGGUGUACCAGAGCGUGGCCAACGCCACCUACAGCGCCACCACCAGGGCCGUCGUCACCUACGAUGGCUUGCAGCAAUACGAGGACUCACCGGCAGCAGAAGCUCCAGCGACGCCUCGCAUGCCGGCGUUGAACGACAGCGCAACCGCGCAGAGCUUCUACGGCAGCCUGACCGGGCUGCUGCAGGACGGCAAGCCGACGGUGCCCCUCCACGUGGACACGCGGAUGCUGGUGACGUUCGGGCUGGGCGUGACGCCGUGCGCGCCGGCGCAGACGCUGUGCAACCGGACGCUGGGCUCCGUGGCGGCCAGCAUGAACAACGUGUCCUUCCAGUUCCCCACGACGAUGUCGCUACUGGAGGCGCACAUGCGGGGCGCCCCGGAGGGCGUGUACACGCGCGACUUCCCGGACAGGCCGCCGGUGAUGUUCGACUUCACGAGCAGCGCCGCGAGCACGAACAGGGCGGUGAUGUUCACGACCAAGGGCACCAAGGUGAAGACGCUGCGGUACAACGCGACGGUGGAGGUGGUGCUGCAGAACACGGCCAUCCUGGGCGCCGAGAACCACCCGCUGCACCUCCACGGUUUCAACUUCUACGUGCUGGCGCAGGGCACCGGCAACUUCAACGCGCACAGGCACGUGCGCGCCUACAACCUCGUCAACCCGCAGCAGCGCAACACCGUCGCCGUCCCUGCCGGCGGAUGGGCCGUCAUCCGCUUCACGGCCGACAACCCGGGCGUCUGGAUCAUGCACUGCCACCUGGACGCGCAUCUGCCCUUCGGCUUGGCCAUGGCCUUCGAGGUGGAGGACGGCCCGACGCCCGACGCCGUUCUCCCCCCGCCGCCGCCAGACUACCCACAGUGCUAGUUAAUGCUUUCUCUCGUCCCGUGCACUCAGAUUCAUUCCAGACUGAGACUCUACCGGAGCAGAGUAACCGCCGUACGCGCAUCAAGGAGGAAGAAGAAACAAUCUCUGCUCCAUUCUUCGCCCUUCGCUUUUUUUUAUUAUUAUUUCUGCCUCUCUUUUUUGAAAAAAUUCCAGUUUCUGUUCAAUUUCAGUGCUUGGUCGAUUUUGCUUGGUUAAUGUAUAGCAACGAAAUGUAAAAGUAA
Messenger RNA from Phragmites australis (common reed), 2329 nucleotides. Its product is annotated as laccase-14-like. The coding region runs from base 369 to 2087 and encodes 572 amino acids. Gene Ontology annotation, molecular function: copper ion binding; hydroquinone:oxygen oxidoreductase activity. NCBI's taxonomy places the organism in Eukaryota, Viridiplantae, Streptophyta, Magnoliopsida, Poales, Poaceae. The record is from RefSeq and is a predicted model, not a curated record. Gene Ontology annotation, cellular component: apoplast. Gene Ontology annotation, biological process: lignin catabolic process. The transcript has 2 exons.